Fraxinus pennsylvanica is the source of this 1080-nucleotide messenger RNA. The record is from the annotation of a GenBank genome assembly. Lineage: Eukaryota; Viridiplantae; Streptophyta; Magnoliopsida; Lamiales; Oleaceae.
AUGUGGAGAUCAGAGAUCUGUUUAGCAUUGGCAACUUUAGCUUUAUUCUUGUUUGCAUCGGUUCUUGCAGAUGAUGUUGUUGUAUUGACCGAAGAAAACUUCGAAAAAGAGGUCGGUCAAGAUCGUGGCUCUCUCGUUGAGUUCUACGCUCCUUGGUGUGGGCACUGUAAGAAGCUUGCUCCUGAGUAUGAGAAGCUAGGUGCAAGUUUCAAAAAGGCUAAAUCUGUUUUAAUUGGAAAGGUUGAUUGUGAUGAGCAUAAGGGCGUGUGCAGCAAAUAUGGGGUUUCAGGGUAUCCCACCAUCCAGUGGUUUCCUAAGGGGUCUUUGGAACCCAAAAAGUAUGAAGGUGCAAGAACGGCAGAAGCCCUUGCUGAAUUUGUAAACAAUGAAGGAGGGACAAGUGUCAAGAUAGCUGCAGUCCCUUCAGAUGUUGUGGUUCUGACUCCAGAGAACUUCAAUGAGAUUGUCCUUGAUGAGGCAAAGGAUGUCCUUGUUGAGUUUUAUGCACCCUGGUGUGGUCAUUGCAAAAACCUUGCUCCUAUUUAUGAGAAGGUUGCAACAGCAUUUAAGCUGGAGGAACAUGUUGUCAUUGCUAAUGUUGAUGCUGAUAAGUACAGGGAUCUUGGAGAGAAAUAUGGUGUAAGUGGUUUUCCUACUUUAAAAUUCUUCCCGAAGCACAAUAAAGCUGGUGAAGACUACGAUGGUGGUCGAGAUUUAGAUGACUUUGUCACUUUCCUCAAUGAGAAGUGUGCAACUAGCCGCGAUGCUAAAGGACAACUAACUUCCAAGGCUGGUAUUGUUGAAACACUUGAUAGCUUAGUGAAGGAGUUUGUCAGUGCGGAAGGUGAGGAGAAGAAAGCUGUAUUCAGUCAGUUGGAGAUGGAAGCUGAGAAGCUGAAGGGCUCCACCGCAAGAUAUGGGAAGAUCUACGUGAAAGCUGCCAAGAGCUGGAUGGAGAAAGGGUCUGAUUAUGCCAAGAAUGAAAUUCAGCGGUUGGACCGCAUGCUUGCCAAGUCAAUUAGUGAAGCAAAGGCUGACGAGUUCACUCUGAAGAAGAAUAUCCUGUCUAGCUUUGCUUGA